This is a messenger RNA of Schistosoma haematobium, 9601 nucleotides long. RefSeq names its product AP-1 complex subunit mu-1. Gene Ontology annotation, biological process: vesicle-mediated transport; intracellular protein transport. Lineage: Eukaryota; Metazoa; Platyhelminthes; Trematoda; Strigeidida; Schistosomatidae. Gene Ontology annotation, molecular function: clathrin-cargo adaptor activity. The coding region runs from base 27 to 1115 and encodes 362 amino acids. Gene Ontology annotation, cellular component: clathrin adaptor complex; clathrin-coated vesicle. The record is from RefSeq and is a predicted model, not a curated record. The transcript has 5 exons.
GCCUAACUUGUCUUUAGCGCUACGAUAUGGUUGUGUCAGCAUUAUAUAUUUUAGACAACAAAGGAAAAGUGCUCAUUCAUAGGAAUUAUCGUGGUGAUGUCGAAACUAGUGCCAUUGAAAAGUUUAUGCCUGUUGCAAUGGAGCGUGAAGAGGAAGGCAGUCUUAUUCCAGUUUUACAAUUAGGGGAAAUAACAUUCACUUAUGUUAAAUACAACUACUUGUAUUUGGUAUGCUUAACUCGCAAAAACGCCAAUGUAGCAAUGGUUCUUGCUUUUCUGUAUAAACUCGUCAGUGUAAGUUUCUUGGUUUUCUCAUCAACGCAGAUAUUUCUUGAAUAUUUUGGGGAAUUCGAAGAAGAGAGUAUUCGUGAUAACUUUGUUAUCACAUACGAACUGUUAGAUGAAAUUAUGGACUUUGGUUAUCCACAGACAACUGACACAAAAAUCCUUCAGGAAUAUAUUACACAAGAGAGCCACAAACUAGAAGUGGCUCCACGUCCUCCAGUUGCUGUUACAAAUGCUGUAUCCUGGCGCUCGGAAAAUGUAAAGUAUCGAAAAAAUGAAGUUUUCUUGGAUGUUGUUGAGUCUGUGAAUCUAUUAGUGAGCUCCACUGGCAACGUUUUGCGCAGCGAGAUUGUGGGGAGCAUAAAACUUCGUGUUUAUCUCUCUGGAAUGCCUGAGCUCCGCUUGGGAGUGAAUGAUAAAGUCAGAUUUGAAAACAUCGGACGCGAUAAAGGCAAAGCUGUAGAACUGGAAGAUGUGAAAUUCCAUCAAUGUGUUAGGCUGUCAAGAUUUGAAAAUGAUCGAACAAUCUCUUUUAUCCCUCCAGAUGGUGAAUUUGAACUUAUGUCUUACAGGCUCAACACCCAUGUUAAACCUCUGAUCUGGGUAGAAGCAAUAAUUGAGAAACAUGCACAUAGCCGUAUGGAGUAUAUGGUGAAGGUAAAUUCAUGCAUACUUUACUAUUUUGAUAUAUAUUCUAUAUUUGUUUCUUCAAAUGUUGGGGUCCAGGUACAUCCAGUCGAUGAGUCCCCAAACAGGACGAGACGCUCGCCCUGGAUUACAUGGCUAUUCACCAUCCAGCUCUACUUAAAAUACUUUAAAUUUUAUGUUUAAUAUUGACAGUGAUUAGUUUACAAGAUAGUUGUUUGAAGUCCCAGUUGACAUAUACGAACUAUCAAGACUCAGUAGGGAGUAUAAUAUUCACAAUACUAAGAAAUCGUUAGAUUGUAUUAUAAGUUCAUGAAAGUGGUAAGGUAUGCAUGGUCAGUACAGUGUUAAACUUUUACUUUCGACUAACUCUAGUUAGGUUGUUCAUAACAGCAAAUUCUCAAUUAGCACCUUAUUUUUUAAGUAACAAACUGUUCUUUAUAUGAGAUGAAGUUUUUGAUUGUUGGAAUAAAUAAAUACAAUGUGAACUAGUGUUUGGAUGCAGUCGACAGAAAACCCUGGACCCGGGUUUUGUGUUAUUCGACACUCGUCAGUAAGGUGUACAUGUAACCUUGAGGGAACUGAUGCUCCUUAGCGGAUUUGAUCCCGUCUAACUCAGCUUCACGAUCAGAGACGUUACUGUUAUGAUGGGCGGUGUCCUAAAUCUGAUACUGAUACACGAUGUGCUACGUGCUAACCCCCUACCUAACUGCUUGAGCGAGAAGACAAGAGUAGAUGAGAAAGUCUAUUGAGCUACCGAAUAAAAUGCACAAGUACUCAUUUAUUUACAUGCAACUCUACCCCUUAGGUAAUCAAUCCAUUUCUAGACACUUAUCCUUCAGGUCGCUUUUGUUUACCAAGGAUUGACCUCAUUAGCCUACUUAUAAUUUGCUAACCAUAUUAGUUAUCACUGAUUUAUCCGGGUCGCGACUGACCUGUAGGACAGAUGUAUUUACAAUUGAUUGAUCACUGGGUGGUGACCAAUGUCAUGUGUGUCAGGUCCUUCUUAGUGCAGAUCUCAGUCAUACAACAGGUCAGUCGCGGCCCAGAUAGACUGGUUGUAACAUCUCUGACUGAAGCUAAGUCCAAGGGGGUCGCAUCCACCAGUAAGCAUCAGUUCCCUCAAGAUUACAGGUACAUUUUGCUGACGAGUGCCAAAUAACACGAAACUUGGGUCCAGGGUUUCAUGUCGACUACAUCCAAUCACCACCUUACAUCUGAACAUAGUGCAUGCAAUUUCGUGUAACGUAUACUAGUAGUCACAUUUUAACUUGGUCGAUAGAAUUCGAUCUACAUUGAAAAGGACCUGACAGGUAUGGCAUUGUUCACUUUUAUUUAUUUAUUUGAAAAUAACCAUUGGUACAAAGAGGCACCAAAUACAUAUGCUCCACACAAUAACAAUGGGGUUGUCAAGAGAUAAUGUAAGGUGCGUAUAAUAAAAAGAAGAACAACAACAGACAAAAAUUAGUGUAUUAGAAUGAAAUAAUAAUAAUAAUGGGAGAAACAAUUCGGUUAGGAAAAAUACAAACAGAAAGAAUCCUUUCGUCCACUUUUGUGAAGAAAGUUACAGCAGGAUCGUCAUUGGCUUCUAUUCGGCUAACGUCUCUAAACACUAUGUUACACUAUAUCUAGGAUCCCAACCAGGGAGUCGUGAAGGACCAACAGAAGCCAAUCUUGUACAGCUUUCUCCUACACCACGUCACCACACACUGACCACCUCUCCGCUUUCUACAACCGGUCCCAGCGUCGGAUAAUAACGCACGACGUGGAAUUCUCUGAGACGACAUUCGUAAAACAUGUCCAAACCACCGAAGUCGAUGUUUCAAGAUAGCGACACCAAUCGAAUUAUCAUCUCUGUGUCCGAACAUAUGACGCUGAACCUCUGCAUUAUUAACAUGGUGUUGCUACGGGAUGUCAGCAAUCCUUCGGAGACAACGAUGCUCAAACACAGCCGUCUAACAUCAACUCGGAGAGGCUCGGUUUUACAAGCAUAGAGCAAAACUGCUCUCACCGACGCGUUGUAGGUCCAACCUUUUAUAACCAGAUUAACAUCACGAAGGCACCUUAGAUGGCCCAGAUUGGUAUAAGCCGUUCUGGUUUUCACUAUACGUGGAUUGAUUUCAUCACUCACGCCACCACCAGCGCUUACUCAGAUACACGAACUUCUCGACUUCUAUCUGCUAAAUACUCAGGGUAGGUGCAGAUUCUGGGUCCUGCCAGUCUUGUUAAAGUAUUUUGCACUUGGAAGGUGCAGGGUAUAUGCCAUACCUAAAGACACUGACUGCCAACUGAUUAAGUUCGGAUUGGAUGGCUUGGGUAUUAUCACACAGUAAGACAAUAUCAUCCGCAUACUCAAGGUCUAAAAGUCUUUCUCCAGGCAUCAGGUGCACACCACUAUUACCCACAUCCAUCAGAGCUGUUUCCAGAACGUCAUCGAUGACAAAGUUAAAGAGGAAUGGUGAGAUUAGGGAACUCUGUUUAACCCCAUCGCUUGAAUAGAACAGUGGAGAGAGGUGGUUAUAUGCCAUCACUCUGCUUGAGGUGUUAGUAUAUAGGGCUUUUAAGAUGUUAAUAAGCUUCUCAGGCACACCCUUUCACGAUAGACAAUCCCAGAGAACAGUCCUGUCUAACGAAUCGAAGGCGUCCCUAAUGUUAAGAAACAUGAUUGUUGGCCUGUAAUAAGUAUGAUAGUGUUCUAACAUUUGAUGAAGGUUGAAGAUAUGAUCAACACAUCCUUGGCCAGAACCGAAGCCAGUUUGCUCCUCGCGAGUCAAUCUUUCUCGGGUUUUGGACAAUCUACAAAGUAUGAUGGAAGCCAUUAGUUUAAACGCUAUCAGAAGUAGACUUAUCCCCCGAUAGUUGUUGCGAAAACGACGUGAAUCCUCUUUAAAGAUAGGAACAACUAUCUACUCAUUCCAUGAUGUUGGAACACUCUCUAAUUACCAUAUCUUUGUAAAUAACUCAGUCAGUUCCAUAACCAGAAAGUCGCCACCAUCUUUAAAAAUGUUAGGAGGUAAGUCAUCUGGGCCUGAUAAUUUGUGGCGCUUCAGAAGUUGAAGUUCCCUGCGGACUUCCACCUCGUUAAAGGGAUCAAUCUUCACUGACGAUGGAUGGCAGAACAGUCUGGUCAAUGUUGCUGGGCCAACAGACCAGUACAACUACUCCUCAAAAAACUUCACAUUGUUCAAGACGCCGGUAGAUGUUUAUUGAUCAGCAUCCCAUCAUCACAGAUUGUUUCACUCACCCAGCGAUCAAUCAAUUUUGCGAAUAGAAUAUUAGUUGGCAGAUGAAAGCAAUGGUAUAAUGUGGCCAAAUUUUAGUUUCCUUACGAGAUUGUAUCAUUGACUUAAGCCCUCAAAUGACUUGAAAUAAAAAAAAGAUUACUAGUCAGCUGAUUUUUAUAUGAACAAAAUAAGUAAUAAAAUGCCAUAGGCGAUUGGAGGAAUUUGAUUUGUAGGUCACUCAUUCUCAACUCUAUUAAGGCCUGGCUGUUAGGUCGAUUUUCAGGCACUGGGUCAAUGUGUUAGCCUAAUAGAUUCUUGGUUAAUACACACUUAAAAACCAUGAUCAUGCGAAAGCACAUUGAUUAGUUGAAAAUGGAUCAAUCAACACCAAUGGAUGGCUUUAGAAGACGCUAAACCCCUAUGUACAUCUUGUAUAAACGCUAACGUUUGUAAAAUAUAUUUUACUUUUCGGACUAGCUAUUCCCGUUCUUUUCCACUUUAUGUUCUGGUUCGGGAUUAGUUGAGUAAAGUAUUGUACCUAAAAAAAUGCUUUGUGAUGGUAACACAACGACACGCUAUCCGAAUAAAAUAGUAUUUUUGAAGUCAAAUAAGUCGACCAACAUUUCCAUAUUAGUCGUCGUUGUAAAGAAGGCUUUCGUCCAAUGAAGUAGCUAACUCUGCGAUACUUAUCUGUGUUGCAUGAGCUUACCUUAACUGUCUGCUCGAAAAAUGUUUUUGCAAAUUCAAAUUCUCAUCCCCACAAAAUAUUGGGUAAAUGUUUUCAUAUGUUUAGAGUAAAUAUCAACCCAGCUUGUUGACUAUUUAUAGGAGAAUUAUUGACCACUCUAAAUGAAGCCUCCCAGUUAUUGAUAACUAUUAUAUUUCAGUGGAUAUACUUAUCUGACUUGUUGGUACUGAAAAUCCUGAAUCCAACAACGUAUAGUGAACACGCAAAGACUUCUGAUAUAGAUUCAUUUGACCAUAAAAAUAAUUUAUGAAUACACCGUUUUUCAUAUGAUUUCUUUACAACCAGAUUUGCAUAAUUUAAUUUUGUGAACACAUUUACAAUAUCAUGCAGCUAGUCAUUUCUUCUCAAGGCAUGUUUACUUGUCACAGAUCUUUGGAGAAAAUCACCUCAUAUGUCAUUUGCACUCCAAUCAAUUAAGUCAUUGCUCGCCCUACCAAUUUAUAUAUAUAUAUAUAUAUAUAUAUAUAUAUAUAUAUAUAUCCAUAGUGUCUAGUUUUAUAGUUGAUUUGGCCUAGUAAUAGUUUUCUAUGUUUCUAACUCUUUCAGCUGAUUUUUUUCAACACAAUGGACAAGAUUUCGACUUCAUUAAUAAUCCAAUAAACCGUUAUCAACAAAAUGAAGAUUAUAUAUAUAAUUUAAUCUUAAGAAUUGUUUACAUAGUCUGAAUAGUCAGAAUGCUUUUAAAAAGUUCAAGUUUUGUUUUUUGGAGUGGUGGCUUAUUGGUUAAAGUAUUCGAUUUUCAGUCGCUAGUUCAGUUUACGCAACUGGCUAAAGCACAAUUCAAACGUCGAAGUACAGCGAAUCAAGUUGAAAUUCAUGUUCCAGUUCCGUCAGAUGUUGACUCACCAAGAUUUAAAACAACAAUGGGUAGUGCGAAGUAUGUUCCCGAGACAAACGUUGUUGUUUGGACAAUACGCAGCUUUCCCGGUGGUAAAGAAUACAUAUUAAGAGCCAGUUUUGGUUUGCCUUCUGUGGAAGGGGGUCAAGAUGUGGAGUCUAGACCACCAAUAACUGUGAAAUUCGAAAUACCAUAUUUCACUGUGUCUGGUUUACAGGUUUGUGAUGGUAUCUUUCUUACAUAGAAGUACUCUAAUGACAUUAUAAAUAAUUAUUUUUAUCCCUCUCUAGACUAAAAAAAUUUAUCUGUAUACUCAGUGCAAAGUAAGCAGAAUAAGUUUAUAUCUUGUGUUUGAAAUCCAACCAUCCAGAUAAUCCCUAAGCCACAACUCUUAGGUCACUGACCACUACGGUGCUUGUUACAUAUUAGACUGAAGGAACUAUCUAUAAAUAAUUGUUAUGUUAAGGCUGUCAGAUGUAUCCUUUGCCUGUUUAAAACAUGGUGAUAUCAUAUGGGUCCACUCUCGAUGAGUCCCACAUUAGGGCGAAACACCUUUUCAGUACUUUUUGGCUUUUAAUGAUACGUAAUUGAUGUCAGUUCCUUCAACAAAACUGAUAUUAUUGAGUUUAAAAUAGACUGGUGAACAGUUUCACAGAAGCAUUCUGUUUUUCAAAUUUGAAACCUAGAUUACUUUUAAUUCAACUGACUCAGUGUAAUCAUCUCUCCUUGAACUCGGUUGGUUUUUUGCGCUUGUAUAUAGUUCUUGAAAGGUAACUGGUCCAUUAAAAUAUUUACUGUUUUAUGGAAUAACUACUCAUUAGUAAUAGGAUGUUUAAAAUCUCAAUAAUUACUUAUGAACAAACUACUGAAAUAAUAUUGCGAGUUAACUGAAUUUGGAGAUGCGAACCAUUAGCUACGAACUAAGUCAUAGUCUUAAAGUAGUGCUCUCACCUCUAAACAUGGCUUUCCUCGGUUCGACCCCUGGCAUUGCCGCAAGCAUCUAGUCCUGAGGAGUGCUUCCUGACUAUUAAUGACUGAUUAAGUGGAGCCCGUUGAUGUUUUAAACUAUUUCUAAGUUUGCAAGCUGCAUUUAUUGCAUAUCGAUCUCAGUUGGCAUACCACUGAAAGUCAAAGAGCUAUCAGGCAGCUAUUUUAUGUUAGUGUGGGGUGAGAUCACUAAUGCUUCCACACAAUCUAUCCAGACGUCGAACCCAGGACCUUCAUGUCUCGUGGUGAACACUUAAGCACUAGAACCGUCGGUUCGAUAUCCAAUGGCACAAUUUAAACUUCAAUCGAUUAGCGAUAUAGCCCAUUGAUGACUUCUGAGUAAUUUCAUGCUAGUAGGAAAGAGAUACCCAGUACUCUCUAGUUUCCAAUGGUACCCAAUCUGAAAUCAACAUUUGAUCAAUUCAAAAGUCAUUUAAAAUGAUGGAUUUCGUCAUAUGUGUUCGAUUUUUUCCAUAAAAUUGUUAUCUGUUACGGGACUGGACUCUGAAGAGGUGACUUACAUGAAGUCGCAAAAUGUCAUCGGGAUAUAUUAUUAUUAUCAUGAUUGUUAUUAUUAUUAUUUAGGUUCAUCACUUAAAAAUUAUUGAAAAAUCUGGUUAUCACGCACUUCCAUGGGUACGUUAUAUUACACAAAACGGUGAUUAUCAAUUACGUACUUUAUAAAGCAUGAGCACAACAAUCAACAUGAAGAUACAAUGUUAUUUUGUAUCAUUUCUAAUUCUUUUUCUCUAUUUCUCUUAAAUUUCUCUCUUUAACUACAACUACUUCCGGUCAUUUGAGUAGCAAAAUUAUCGUUUUAUCAAUUUUUCUUUCUGUUUUAAUAUGUGAGAUCUACUUUCAUCUCAUUUUAACUUUUUACUUCAUUCGUUCCAUUUUCAACAAGUUUAUUUUGAGUGGUGACGACAAAAACAACAACAACAAACAAUACAUCUAUCCAUCUUGUAUAAUUUUACAAAUAAUCUUACUAUUUUGAAAUUCAAUCAGUUGAACCAUAAUUUACCACAUGGCUGUGAAUAAUCUCUUAUGCACUACUACUACUCUAAGACUACAACUAUCCCCGUAUUUUUUAUGAAACAUGUUUAUAUACAUGAUAAUAUUGUUAUUACAUUCUUAUCAGUUUCUAUAUUUGGAUUAUGAUUUAAACGGGGAAAAUUUGUCACAGCUUUUAAUACAUGCACCUAUCCGUUUUUUGUUCUAGUUAUUUAUCUGGUUUCUUUUUGAGAAUGAGGGUGGGGCGGUGAAAGGCGUUUAAUGUGAGAUUGAUAUGUGUCGCUUUAUUAUCGGUGUAUAUUAUGAACUUCCUUUUUUGAAUACUUAUACUAUUUAAUAUACUUUUUGGUUAUUUUAAAUCAUUACAUUGGUUGCUGUAUAUCCAUCACUCUUCAUGUGUGUAUGAUUAGCAGAGAUGUUUCCACUGAGCUACGUCGACCAUGACCGAGAUGUACCUACAAUUGAUUGAUUAUUCAAUCGUAGCCAGAACCACUUAUGUCAAGUUCUAAUAGUGUUGGUUGAACUCUAUUGGUCAAGUUGCCAGUGUCUCUUCAAAAUAAUGUAGAAAUACGGCAUAGGGUACUAGAUAAAUAGGGCAAAGUGACUAAUGUGACUGUGAACCUUCGUGGACAUGUGUUGUUUCUAACUCAAACCACCUGGCAUAGGGUGGGAGCAAGUAAGGAGAAAGCUAUGAAAAAUCGGACCCAAACAUUUCAGUGUUUGUCAGACUGAUCCAUGUCAGGUGCAGACUACUUGUUUGGGAUCAAUUUGGCUAUAGUGACCAAUGGGUAGUGAUGGGUCACAAUGCUCAAAAUUUGUCGCAUACGAAGAGAAUAUAACAUUUAAAAAAUGAGAAUUCACCGUUUGAGAAGAAUGUUCAUAAACUGUAUUGAUUGAAUAUAUGUCACAUGUUAACAAUAAUGUGACGCUUUUGAUCCUAACAGAUAGCACAAUCAGAGGUGAUAGCAUUUUCGGGCACAAAGUUAUUACCUGAAUGUACAAAAGAAUAGUUAUCAAUCAUGUAAUCAUGAAGAUGUUUCUGGUAGGAAGACGUAAGCAUGCUGAGAAAAAUAGCACCACUACAACGUGCUUUCCAAUAUUUAGGGUCCAGUGUGUUCUUAGUAAGAGAACUGAAAGUCAUCCUUAUCAAUCAAUAAUUUAAUACAGGCUGAUUCCAGCCAGUUACACUACAAGCCACUCGUUAUCAUGGCGGGACGAUAACUUAUAGAUGAACCAAUCAGAUGGAGAAUCUUGACACGACGUUUGUUUAUCCAUAUGGCUAACCAGCAUUUUGACAUUAUAGUGAAUGCCAAUUCGUGAUGAAAAUAUCAAUUCUAGUUCCUAAUCCCUUACACUAAUUUGUAACCCUAUCUUGGAUCUAAUAAAUGCGUAGAGUUGCUCAAGAUCACUUCCGAGUCCCUAUAAAAGUCGUCCAUAAAUCAUAGUCUUGCCGAUCUAUCGUCACAUAUAAGCUCAUUUCUAUUCUAGUAUUCAUUGGUAGUUAAAAAGCUUUUAAUCAAUAAAUUACCGAUUAUAUAUUUAUAUGAUCUUGUUUUUUUUUACUUCGAAAUAAGAUAAAAUCUAGAAUAAUUAAAAUGUAAGAUUCCUUCAAAAGUUUGUCUGUUAAGUGGUUAGAAAAUAACAUUCAUCUGGUUAGUGACUUAAGUUUAAUCUGAUGUUACCAAAAAGAAUGAAUUAUUUUCACUUCAAAACUACUCAAAUGACCUUAAAACUAAAUUUUACUUCAAACACGACUGUUAUUACAUUUAGUGAAUAGUUAAUUUCCGUAUAAUCAAUAAUUUCAGUGUAAAACAUUAUAUGUAUAUAUGUAGAACACUAUAAAAUCGAUCUGAUCGACACUAAG